Molecule: messenger RNA, 1821 nt
Organism: Paramecium octaurelia
Lineage: Eukaryota; Ciliophora; Oligohymenophorea; Peniculida; Parameciidae
Source: the annotation of a GenBank genome assembly
AUGAAUUAAAAAAUAAUCAUUUACAAGCCAUAAAAUAAUUGCUUCCAAAUAACCUUAGAUAAAAUUAUUGAUUCUAAAGAUGCUAAUGAAUCUUUCAAAUAUAUAUUUGAUUAAUACUAAAAUAGUUAAGAAUUAUUGGAUAAUAAGUAAGAAAUUUAGUAUAAAAGGUUUCCAUUUUCAACUAACCUUAAAGUAGCUAAGAUUAAAAAGAUAUUUGCAUAUGGAGCAUCACUAGACGUUUAAUAUUAUUAUGAUGGAUUAGAUGGAGAAUAGCUAGAGAUUACUUACAUUACUAAUUAGAAUAAAUUAGAUGAAGGCUUUGAAGAGGCUUUCGAAGUAGGGUAGGAUUUGAAAAAUUUAGAAGUUUCUAUGCUUAAAAAAGUGUUUUUCAAUCUAAUAGAAAUAUUUUAUUGGUCUGCAAACUUUGGGUACUUAUUUUUAAUUUCUAAUUAGAUUAUUUUUUGACCCUCUUUAGAGUUGUCUCUUUUACUAUAAAGAAUAGGAAUAAUUCUUAUUACUACCAACUUUCACGUUAAUGACUAAACAUAUAUUCUAGUCCAAGGCACCUAAUCUGCUUGAAAAGCUUAUAGAAUUUAGAUUCAAAUUAUAUCAAAAUGCUGUAUAUAUUGUCAUUAAAUCAAGACAUUUAAUUUUCUCUAUAGGUUUUAUUUGAAAUUUCUCAAUCCAAUUAAGAACACAGACGAGGAUUUAUCAUUCUUUGAGGAGUAUUUCAUUAAAGAAGUUGAAAUUUAAAAUUUGGAACCUCAAUUUGAUAAUAAUCAAAGCUAUAAAGGUGCUGAUCACUUCUACAAAGAUCAAAGAUAUUAAAAGAAAUUACCUAGAACUAGGUUUAAGUAAACUAUGUUGCUAUAUUAAUUAUAAAAUAACGAAGAACUUAAGGUGCUCUUUAAAGAAUUUAAUUAAAAGGAUUGCAAUUUAAUUGCUUAAAAUAAAGAAGCUUAAAAUAAAGAAGCUUAAAAUAAAGAAGCUUAAAAUAAAGAAGCUUCAAAUAAAGAAGCUUCAAAUCUUCUAGAAUUCCAAUUCAAUAAUUUGACCUAAUUUUUUAGUAAAUUACCUAAAGUGAUCAAAUCUCAUAGUUAUGAGAUAUUUGGAAAGUUUAUGAACACUAUGUAUGAAUACUUGAAAUCCAAGAACACAGACGAAAAUAAAAUAGAUAUGGCACCAUAUUCCAAAGUUGUUCACAAUUAACAUAAAAUCGAAAUAUUUAGUAAACCUGAAACUAAGGAUUAAUUUCAAUUUAAUUGGUCGAGUUCAAUAAUUAGAAUCAAUCGAUAAACUAUGGAUCAGAAGGGUCAAUAAAUGAUCCAUGAAGAUUUAAAGAUACCAUACAUGAUGACGUACAAAGAAUCGUAGGCAUCCAAUAAUGGCAAUUCACAAUCUGACUAAGCUAUAUUACUGAAAACACACAUUUCUGAAAUCUAAUUUUCAAUAGAUACAGCAGAUGACAUUAUUUAUUUAGCCAAUAUGCUCAUCAGAGAACCCACACCAAUGAAUAUCUAUGUCGAUUAAUCCAGAAAACUAACCAUAGCAACCACAAUUUAAACAGUAGAUUAUUUAAUAUUAUUAAAGCCGUGUCCAAUAGGCAUAUUUAAAAUUGGCAUUAGAAUCUUUGAUAUGUUCCAAAUCUACUAUCACAUGAUACUUGAUUUUUAUCACUAAAAUAUAUUAUUAGGGAGGCCUGUGAAUGAAAAGAAAUAUUAGGCAUUUGCCAAUGAGAUUCAGCAUUAUAUUUUAGAUUACGAGGUUGAUUUUGAUGAACAAAUGAAAAUGCUGGAGCCAGUGCAAGUAAAACAAUAAUGA